AUGGGAUGUGUGAAUAUCUUGUGUCCACCAAACAUUAUCGUGGCUGUCCAAAAUCAUGCGACACGACGACCAGAACUUUCAAUCAAUGCCUCAAAGCAAGACAAACUGGCAUCAACUGCCCUGAUCCUAAGGAUAUCCCACUUGGUCAAUCAACAUACCCUGAGCAAUGUCCAAACCAUCAAGAUGAGAGAUACAGUCGGCAUUGAGCUUGCUGCGAAUUAUAUCUCAGAUGAAAGCCUGCACAUGUUCAGCUGAAGCAACUUGGGACAACCAACACUGCUUGAUGAUCUUGCUGCAUGGAAUAGCAGAAACAUUAGGAAACUCCUUUCUUUUGAAAAGUACUUCCACUUGAUUGCUAGGGAUGUCUUCAUAGGGGCUGGUUUCUUGAAAAACCUCAUAAAGAGUUGACCCGAGUGCAAACAGAUCCAUAGCCACUGUAGGUGGGUCUCUCCAAUGUUGUGGGAGAUAGAAUCAAGUUCCCUCACCAGAGGCUGGUUUAGAUCUGUUUAGCAAAGAGCCAGAAAAGUCAAUAAUUUUGAUAUUGAGAGUCACAUCCAAGAGGAAAUUUUGUGGUUUGAUGUUGCAGUGGAUUAUGCCAUUACUAUGCAGGAGAGAGACAGCUUGUGCAAUUUGGUAUGCCCACUUCAACUUCAGGCUCAUCAGAAUCAAGCUUCAAGCUUGAAUAUAUGUUUUGAGAUCACUGUUUUUCAUGUACUCAAGAAUAAGGCCAUCCCUGGAGUGACCCAAUAUCUGUACCAGCCUUUCAUGUGGGCCAACGCAAUGAUAGAUACUGGCUUCUUUGGCAAUGUCCAGGAUGUGGUUUUCCAUUUCAGCAUCAGGAAAUGGUGAUUUGAGGACAGUACCAUCAUCAAGGAGUUCCACAAUUCCAGUUAGCCCACCAGAGAUAAAUUGUCCUUGAGCAUCCCUGCUAAUGGUUUCAACCUUUCCGUGUCCAGUUUCAUUUGCUUUGUAAUUGUAUUGAGGUCCCUAUUGUAAGUUGGUCAGGAAGGUCUUGCAAUAGAAAGGGAUGCUCAACUUAGACCACUUCAAUAUCAUGACAAGUGGGCCAGUGGAUCAGGCGUGACAAAGAAGAAAUCAACGCAAUCUCUAUCCAGUUCUUGAGACUAAAACAUACUGACAGGCAUUGCCACAGUGUCUGCAACAAGAGCAUAAAAGCCAUUUGAAACGUGGCGGUUGUCGGUGAUACUGCAUUGGCGAAGACCAUCACAAUUCUCGCGCAAAA
Coccidioides immitis RS is the source of this 1243-nucleotide messenger RNA. RefSeq lists its product as uncharacterized. The record is from RefSeq and is a predicted model, not a curated record. The transcript is spliced from 2 exons. The coding region runs from base 1 to 255 and encodes 84 amino acids. NCBI's taxonomy places the organism in Eukaryota, Fungi, Ascomycota, Eurotiomycetes, Onygenales, Onygenaceae.